This is a messenger RNA of Cuculus canorus (common cuckoo), 2641 nucleotides long. RefSeq lists its product as uncharacterized. The transcript is spliced from 7 exons. NCBI's taxonomy places the organism in Eukaryota, Metazoa, Chordata, Aves, Cuculiformes, Cuculidae. The record is from RefSeq and is a predicted model, not a curated record. Bases 31 to 2637 code for a protein of 868 amino acids. Gene Ontology annotation, molecular function: protein heterodimerization activity; structural constituent of chromatin; DNA binding. Gene Ontology annotation, cellular component: nucleosome.
UCUGCUCCCGAGAGGAAGAAGCUUCCAGUAAUGGCUCGUACGAAGCAGACUGCUCGUAAGUCGACGGGCGGGAAGGCGCCCCGCAAGCAGCUGGCCACCAAGGCGGCCCGCAAGAGCGCGCCGGCCACGGGCGGCGUCAAGAAGCCGCACCGCUACCGGCCCGGCACGGUGGCGCUGCGCGAGAUCCGCCGCUACCAGAAGUCCACGGAGCUGCUGAUCCGCAAGCUGCCCUUCCAGCGCCUGGUGCGCGAGAUCGCGCAGGACUUCAAGACCGACCUGCGCUUCCAGAGCUCGGCCGUCAUGGCGCUGCAGGAGGCGAGCGAGGCCUACCUGGUGGGGCUCUUCGAGGACACCAACCUGUGUGCCAUCCACGCCAAGCGCGUCACCAUUAUGCCCAAGGACAUCCAGCUGGCCCGACGCAUCCGCGGAGAGCGCGAAUCGAGUUUAACCACCGAAGCCGUAGAGGGUGCGACCUUGGCGUUUGAGGGCGUACACCACGUCCAUGGCAGUGACCGUCUUCCUCUUGGCGUGCUCGGUGUAGGUGACGGCGUCACGAAUCACGUUCUCCAGGAAGACCUUGAGCACGCCGCGCGUCUCCUCGUAGAUGAGCCCCGAGAUGCGCUUGACACCGCCGCGCCGAGCCAGGCGGCGGAUAGCCGGCUUGGUGAUGCCCUGGAUGUUGUCGCGCAGCACCUUGCGGUGGCGCUUAGCGCCCCCCUUGCCGAGCCCCUUUCCGCCUUUGCCUCUGCCAGACAUCCUGCUACUCCACAGAUCAAAGCAGCGUGUGGCGGGAAACGGGCGCAGGCGGCUCUCUAUAUGGCCAGCAGUCCGACCUGGUUGAGAACUGCGGCGGGGCCGGGCAGGGGCGGGCUCUGCCCCGCGCCCUCCCCUGCGGGCAGGGGCGUUCGCGCCGUCGCCUCCGACCGGGGUAGGCGGUACGGGGCGGGCUUCGGCUCAGCCGCGGGCUCUGCCCGGGCGCCGGGGAUCCGUCCCUGGGGAGGGCGAAGCCGCCGCCUCCUUCAUGCGGCCCGAGGCCCGACUUCCCGGCCUCAUCGUGGCCGCGGGGAAGCCGGGCCCCGGCGGGCGCGGGUCUGCAGCAAAAUCCAGCCAAUGGCGCAGCACGGCCUGGAUGUUGGGCAGCACCCCGCCCUGCGCGAUCGUCACCUUGCCCAGCAGCUUGUUGAGCUCCUCGUCGUUGCGGAUGGCGAGCUGCAGGUGGCGGGGGAUGAUGCGCGUCUUCUUGUUGUCGCGGGCCGCGUUGCCCGCCAGCUCCAGGAUCUCGGCCGUCAGUUGCCCUUGCGCAGCAGCCGGUGCACGCGGCCCACGGGGAACUGCAGCCCGGCCCGCGACGAGCGCGACUUGGCCUUGGCCCGCGCCUUCCCGCCCUGCUUCCCGCGACCAGACAUGAAGGGCUCCAAGAAAGCCGUCACCAAGACCCAGAAAAAAGGUGACAAGAAGCGUAGAAAGACUAGAAAAGAGAGCUACUCCAUUUACGUGUACAAGGUGCUGAAGCAGGUGCACCCCGACACGGGCAUCUCGUCCAAGGCCAUGGGCAUCAUGAACUCCUUCGUCAACGACAUCUUCGAGCGCAUCGCCGGCGAGGCGUCGCGCCUGGCGCACUACAACAAGCGCUCCACCAUCACCUCGCGGGAGAUCCAGACGGCCGUGCGGCUGCUGCUGCCCGGCGAGCUGGCCAAGCACGCUGUCUCCGAGGGCACCAAGGCUGUCACCAAGUACACCAGCUCCAAGCGAACGAGAGCGCUUUAUCGGGCUUCGGGUGACGCAGGAGGCGCAGGGAAGGUUGGGGUUUUUUUUAACAAAGCCUUUAGAAAGGGGUUGAAAUCCUGGCCGCCUGGGACAAAACCAGCGAUAAAACCGUCUGUUGCGGAGCCAGAGCAAAAUCCAUGUGGAUUUUGUGUGCUGGCAAAGCUGCAGCGGAGCGCGGGGCUCCCGGUCCCGCUCGGCGGGACAGAGCUGAAGGAUGAGAGCAGCGAGAGCACCGUCACCUCCAGUAGGGGAGGGGACUGCGGAGCGGGAAACAGCCAUCACCCCCGGCACCGCCCCCUGCAGAACGGCGGGCUUUUCAAACCCCCCCUGUUGCCCAAUGGAAUUCGCGCAUUCCCGCUAACCAAUCGCAGGGCUGUGCUGGCUAUAAAGUCGGGGCCUCUGCCGCUUCUCCUUGCACAGACGCUCGUGUCUCAGUGCUCGGCGGCUCCUUUGGGUGAGAUGGCGCGUACGAAGCAGACCGCGCGUAAGUCGACGGGCGGGAAGGCGCCCCGCAAGCAGCUGGCCACCAAGGCGGCCCGCAAGAGCGCGCCGGCCACGGGCGGCGUCAAGAAGCCGCACCGCUACCGGCCCGGCACGGUGGCGCUGCGCGAGAUCCGCCGCUACCAGAAGUCCACGGAGCUGCUGAUCCGCAAGCUGCCCUUCCAGCGCCUGGUGCGCGAGAUCGCGCAGGACUUCAAGACCGACCUGCGCUUCCAGAGCUCGGCCGUCAUGGCGCUGCAGGAGGCGAGCGAGGCCUACCUGGUGGGGCUCUUCGAGGACACCAACCUGUGCGCCAUCCACGCCAAGCGCGUCACCAUCAUGCCCAAGGACAUCCAGCUGGCCCGACGCAUCCGCGGAGAGCGUGCCUAAGCUU